Archocentrus centrarchus (flier cichlid) is the source of this 3148-nucleotide messenger RNA. It is a transcript of the gene micall2b, whose product is annotated as mical-like 2b. Gene Ontology annotation, molecular function: protein binding. Lineage: Eukaryota; Metazoa; Chordata; Actinopteri; Cichliformes; Cichlidae. The coding region runs from base 185 to 2545 and encodes 786 amino acids. The record is from RefSeq and is a predicted model, not a curated record. The transcript has 16 exons.
UAAGGUGAUUCCCACGAACGCUUAAGUCUUCCCUCUCCCGUUUCCGGGAUCCGGCGUGUCCGAGUUUCUGUGGAAAGUUUCUGAAGUUUCCUUGUUGGACCCUGAGGUGGGGGUGGGAGCUCUGUGAGCGCUCCAGCGGCACUGCUGCGCUUUCACACGGAUCAGUCCGGCUCCGAGCUCCGGGAUGGCGGCCAUAAAGGCUCUACAGCAGUGGUGCCGCGUCCAGUGUGAGGGCUACCGGGAUGUCUCCAUCACCAACAUGACCACGUCCUUCAGGGACGGACUGGCUUUCUGCGCCCUCAUCCACAAAAACAGACCCGAUCUCAUCAAUUUUGAUUCCCUGAAGAAGGAAAAUGUCUAUGAGAACAACAAACUGGCGUUCAGUGUUGCAGAAGAACAACUGGGAAUUCCGGCAUUGUUGGAUGCAGAAGACAUGGUGGCUCUUAAGAUUCCCGACCGCCUCAGCAUCCUGACCUAUGUCUCCCAAUACUACAACUACUUCCAUGGACGCUCCCCGAUUGGUGGAAUGGGGGGUAUAAAGCGUCCGGCCAGCGGCCCGGCCGAUGAGCCGGCUGGGAAGAAGAACCAGCCGGUGUCGUCUAAGGUGUUUCCCUCUUCUAAGCCUGCCAGCGAGAACAGCCCUCCCCCAUCCUCCAACGUCACAAAGCCAUUUCCUUCCCCAAAACAAAACAGAAGUUUAACACAGGAUGUUCUGGUUGAGAAGUCUCCUCAGGCAGGCACCCUGAGCAGCAAAUGUGCAUCCUGUAACAAGCACGUUCACCUGGUGCAGCGACAUCUAGUGGACGGGAAGCUUUAUCACAGGAGCUGUGCAAAGUUGCUGUCAUCUGCAAACACAAGCACACCUCUUCAGGAUUUGCCCACAAACACCCAUGUUUCCAGAUUCACUCCUCUGAUAGACUCCAGUAAAAACAGCACACCAGCUCCAACUCACACAUCCUCCAGACUCCAGAGCCCUUCAUGGCAGUCAGAGAAACCCACCACUCCUAAGUCCACUUCUGCUUCCCCAUCCUGGUCUGUGUCAGCUCUCUCUUCAGCUAAACCCGAAGCUUCACGUGACACUGCUUUCACGCCAUCUAUCAGCACCAGGCCCCCUGAGGCUCCUCGCCCUUCAGUUACUGCUGCCAAGACGCAACAGUCCAAGCUCAAGUUCUUCCAGGAAGAUGUCACGGCAAAGGUGGAGGAGAAAAAGACUUCAACCAUCAAUGUGGACAUAAAUAAAGGUCAGAGUGCUGGUGGCAAGGCACAGCAGGCCACAGCAGGUCAAGCUGUUACUGUGGUUGUAAAUGUCAGUGGUAGUGGAAGAAAAGAGGCAAAUGAGAGUUUGGAUAAGGCUGGGAAUAGAGCUAAAACAACUGGCACUAGCUUGAAGGCGAAACAGGAAGGUGAGACUAAUAAGACAAAAGCAGCAGCAGCAGCCUUCAUCUCUAAAAAACUGGCUGAGGAGAACAACAAUAACAACAGUAAGCCAUCGUGGACGACUGCUGCUCUAAAGAAAACUGAGACAUCUCAGUCUCAAGUUGAAACACCUAAAAAGGAGACGGGGGGAGUCGGAGGCAGGGUGAAGCUGAAAGUGAACUCAGCAAUCCUGGCUGACCUGCAGCCUGCAGACCCCACAAACUCUUCUGGAAGCACCAGCGGUCAGACCGGACUCAGGACCAGGACUGCAGACAGUGCAGCCUCAAAGACCGGCAGUACAUCACCCAACACAUCAGCAGUGAGGGAGACCGAGUCUCCUGCAGAUUGGAGGUCGAAGCUCAAGCCUGUCUCCCAAGAAACCAAACCUGCUGGUCCUUCACAGACUUCCACUAAACCAGGGCCCAAUGGAACUGGGAAGACUUCAGAGCUUUCUGUGAGGCCUUCCUCUCAAUUUCCCAGCCCAAGUAUUUCUGUCACUCCACCGGCAUCAAAGGGAUUACAGGACAGCCAGAAAGAGCAAACCAAAAAUGGAACCAAAUCAGGGGCAAAGAAGAUGAAACCAGACUACAUUCCCAAAGAGGAGAUCCUGAGGGAGCUUCAGGAAAUUGAACAUAAUUUAAAUGAGCUGGAACAAAGAGGAGUCGACCUGGAGAUGAAGUUGCGCAAAUCCGAAGAAGAGGGUGAUGAUGACGCUCUCACGGACAAGCUCAUGGUUGAGUGGUUCGACUUGAUCAGGAACAAGCAGGUGGCCAUGCGCCGGGAGUCUGAACUGGUCUACAUUGGAAGAACCCAGGAACUUGAGGAAGAGCAGCCCACUGUUGAGCAAGAGCUGAGGAGGCUGAUGGAAAAACCAGAACAUCUGAAAACAGCCUGGACCAGGAAGAGGGAAAAGGAGCUGAUGGACAAACUGAUGGAGAUCGUCAAUGACAGAAACGCGAUUGUAGAGAAUCUGGAUGAGGACAGACUCAGGGAGGAAGAGGAGGACGAGCAGCUAAACAAGAUGAUGUUGGAUUUCAACAUUAAGAAAGACAAGGAAAAACCAAAGAAGGAGAAGUCAAAGUCUCCGAUAUCCAAACUGUUCAGCUGGGGAAGCAAGAAGGAAACAUGAUACUCUUCAAAACUCUUUGCUGUUUUUGGUCUUUGAUGUUUGUGCUGCUUAACGUCAGUGUGCUCAGCCUGUGAUUCACGGGAUAACAUGGAUACUGCGUGCGUUUGAGUGCACAGCAUAUGCGAGCGUGUGAUCUGUCAUUCUCCGCACUCCUUGAAAGAUGCCCUUCCCUCUGUCGACUGCGUCACUCAAGAUCUGACGAUCCUCCUGCCUUCCUCCACUGUGUACACACACACACACACACACACACACACACACACACACACACACACACACACACACACACACACACACACACACACACAAAAUGUUAAGGGGUUAAUGACUCACCAGCCGUGAUGUGAUUGGGUUCAAUGUUCCAGUUGUUAGUUUUAAUCCCCUUCUAGUCUUAAUCUGUCUCCUUAAUGCCGACACACACACACACACACACACACACUCUUGCUGUCUGCUUACAUCUUGUUACUUGUGCAUCUCAUUGAAAUGUUGCUUGUGUACAGUAACACUGAUGCUAAUAGGAGAAUCAGACUCCUUACAGAGGGCAGACAGCUGUGUCUUGCUCUCUGCUCAUGUUUCAGUCCAGACUUCAAACCCCUCCUGGGGGGG